CUAUCAUUUCCACCGAAGAUUUAUUGAUGGUUUGCUUUGGGUGAUUUAGGAGAAGAGUAUCCGUGGAUUCCCGAAGGCCGAAAAGAAAGAAGACAAUGGAGUUCCCAGAAGAGGCGAAUGACGAACAGAAUGUUGAGGCGGUGGAAGUGCAAGUUUCCGCCAGUCGAUGCAUUCAGCGGUACUGGCGUUGGCUUCUCUUCAAGCGACGAAUGGCACUUUUGACAGGACCAUGAUUUCCAUUUGAUUUCAAACAGCACCACAUACGCUUUCACGUCACUUGGAGGAGCGGCUUCUGAGCAGCUUGAACGUCAUUUCGGCCAUUGACCGCUAUAUGCCCAUUCCGGAAGCCCAUCUCGCCAUAGGCUUUGCCGAGGCUCCGGUGAUUCUCGACGGAAGCCCCAGACGGAGAGGAUCCAUCCAGGGGGCGAAAACCAAACACGCUUUGGGCGCUCAUGCGUUGCCAGCUUUGCCCAAAGUUUUGUAUGGACGACAAGCUUUGCCCAAAUGGUUCUUGCAAGAGGUCCCUUUGGAGUUCGUGCCAAGGGAGGUCGAGCUGCGAUCAGUGAAAGGAUUGCAGGGUUUGCUGCUAGAAGGUUUGGGCGGCCCGGAAGCCUUCAACCACUUCGUAGAGGACAGAUCCUUCAUUCCAGUUUCUUCGCCGCUGAUGGAAAUUUUCUCCCAGUCAGCACAUCAAGCCGGUGCCCUGCAAAAGGAGCUGCAACACAUCGGCCUUGCGGAGACCACAAUCGCAGCGAGUGGUGGACGCCUCCGUUUCGCAGAGCUUCGCUAUCCCAGCCUGCGACAGGCCAAGAUAAGGGCUGUGCUGCUCUAUUUUUGCACCUUCAACUUCAAACGAAGAGCUUUUAUACCCUUGUUGCGAAGGCAACAGUUGUACGAUGUCCAGACCGCGUAUGACAUCUUGCGGCUGUGGGAGCUAUAUGGACUGGAUUGGCCAUAUCGAAACAAGGUUGGCUUCUUCCUGCUCAGACAGCAUGACCCAAAAGCUUCCGAGGUGGUCUACUUCAAUGGCAAAGCCGCACGGGACUUUCGCCUGGAAUGGCAAUCAGUCGAGGAGGAUCAAAAGCGUCCAGGGCAGAAGAGAAGCAAGGAAGAAAACAGAAAGAACGCCCUUCAGAGGUUAGCUGAGCUGAAAAAGAAGAGAAGAUAUCGGGAUUUGGAGGAGAUACAAGAAAUUCUGGUCUCAGUGUCUGUGCCACAGCUUUUGGAGGCUCUGGAGACUGGACGACUGCCAGGUGACGUUGACCUUCACAGUGUCGAGGCAUGGAUUCUAGGCAACGGUGCCAACUUUGCGCAUGACCGUGCCAGUGACCAGAAGCUCUUGGCAAAGGCAAGAAAUUGACAUGCAAAAUGGUAGCUUGUAAGCUAGGCGUUUGGAGGUAGAGGAUCAAGAGCUUGGCGCUUUGCCGCCCAACUUGUCACAAAGACACCUGCCAACUCGUUUGGUUUGCUUUGUUAGUAGCAAGGACGCUAUUAGGUGGAGGCCAUCGCAAGUAGGUUGGAGGCCAUCGCUAGGAGCAAGAAGCUACUAGUAGCUGGAAGCUACUAGGUUGGAGGCCAGCUACUAGGGGCUCCUGGCAUCGCUACUAGGAACAAGAAGCUACUAGGAACAAGUGCAUCGCUUCUAGUAACAAGUGCCUUACUAGUAGUAACAAGAAGCUAGUAGAAACUAGACGACGGUUGGCCCGAGAGCAAGACAUGUAAUUGUCCAGCACUGUCGAAAAGAUGUAUAGAAAGAGAGAAAGAGAGGGUGGAUGUGAAGGAGUGACAGUGUGAUGCGCAGGUGCGAUAUAGAUCUGUAGAUGUAUGGAGGUGGAGAGGUAGAUCUGUGGAUGUGAGCGUGCG
Messenger RNA from Durusdinium trenchii, 1863 nucleotides. The record is from the annotation of a GenBank genome assembly. NCBI's taxonomy places the organism in Eukaryota, Dinophyceae, Suessiales, Symbiodiniaceae.